AUGAGUGCAUGGGACGCAGAUGAUUAUGAUGAUUCGAGAUGGGCCAAUGAAAAGGUUGGUGUAGACGACGAUGAUGUUGCCGAAGCAUGGGAUGCCGAGGAAGAAGACACUCCAAAGACAGAGACACCAGCAUCACAACCAUCAAAGCCAGCACCCAAAUCAAAGCAAACCCUGAAAAAGCUGAUCGAAGCCCGUGAAAAGGCAGAGGCAACCGAAGGUGAGGUCCACGAAAUGGAUCCAUACUUGGAAAAGAAGAGAAAACAAGAAUUACAAGAGGCUGCCGACUUGGAGAACUCUAGAACUCUUUUCGGUAACUUGGCUGUCGCCAAGGAUACCACUCAAUCUCCAUUAGACACAAUGGAUCCAAAGACAGAGAAAGAAUUCGAACAAUAUGCCGCUUCCGUUUCAACCUAUAUCACAAAGCAUGAGAAAUCAUAUCAUUAUCCACAUUUAUUAAAGACAGUUUUGAAAAAUGCAACUCAGAAUAUGGGUUCUAAAGAAUUGAACGAAAUCGUCAAGUCACUCACUGUCAUCGUCAACGAAAAGAUUAAGGAUGAAAAGAAUGCUGCUGGUGGAAAGAAGAAGACAACAAAGGCUGCUGCCACCAAGAAAACACUUCAAGUCGAUAAUGAAAUGAAUUAUGAAGAUUUCGGUGAUGAUGAUUUUAUGUAA
Messenger RNA from Heterostelium album PN500, 672 nucleotides. RefSeq names its product eukaryotic translation initiation factor 3 subunit J (gene eIF3s1). Lineage: Eukaryota; Evosea; Eumycetozoa; Acytosteliales; Acytosteliaceae. The transcript has 3 exons. Gene Ontology annotation, molecular function: translation initiation factor activity. Gene Ontology annotation, cellular component: cytoplasm; eukaryotic translation initiation factor 3 complex. The record is from RefSeq and is a predicted model, not a curated record. The coding region runs from base 1 to 672 and encodes 223 amino acids.